Messenger RNA from Morus notabilis, 1073 nucleotides. Its product is annotated as receptor-like protein 9DC3. The record is from RefSeq and is a predicted model, not a curated record. NCBI's taxonomy places the organism in Eukaryota, Viridiplantae, Streptophyta, Magnoliopsida, Rosales, Moraceae. Gene Ontology annotation, molecular function: protein binding. The annotation marks the transcript as partial. The transcript is spliced from 2 exons.
AUGGAAUUGUCUUCAUGCAAUAUCACUGGGUUCCCACACUCUUUAAGAAGCUUGGAAAAUUUAGAAAUCUUGGACCUUUCCAACAACAGAAUUGAUGGGAGUGUUCCCCAAUGGUUGUGGAACGUUGGGAAGGAUUCAUUGUCGUAUCUGAAUAUUUCUCACAACCUCUUAACUCGUAUUGGGAAAAUUCCAUGGAAAAGUCUACGGGUUAUUGACCUUAGCUCCAACAGGCUUCAAGGUCAUCUGCCAAUUCCACCACCUUCAAGGUCAACUUAUCUAUUUUCAAUCUCAGACAAUCAAUUGGUUGGAGAGAUAUCUGCUUUGUUUUGCAACCUUGGUUCAAUUGAAGUCCUUGAUUUGUCAAACAACAGCUUGAGUGGGAACAUCCCACCAUGCUUUGGAAAUUUUAGCAGAAUCUCUGUUUUAGAUUUGCGAAUGAAUAAGUUUCGUGGAGUGAUUCCUCCAACAUUUGCAAAAGGAAACAGCUUGAGGAAUCUUAACCUCAACGGAAAUUUGUUGGAAGGGCCGUUGCCUCAAUCUUUAGUCAAUUGUGAAGAGCUGGAAAUUUUAGAUGUUGGGAACAACAAGCUGAACGGGUCCUUUCCCCAUUGGUUGGAAUUUCUUCCAGAGCUUCAAGUUCUUAUAUUGAGAUCUAACAAACUUUCUGGUCCUCUAAGUAAUCCCAAGGUGAGAUUUCCCUUUCGAAAGUUGAGAAUCAUGGACAUCUCUAACAAUGAUUUCACUGGUACUUUGCCAGCAAAAUAUUUUGAGAACUUCGUAGCCAUGAUUGACGCUUAUUCAGAACGCUUAGAAUACAUGGGAGAACGAGAUGUUGGAGAGAUUCCAACAGUGAUCGGGAAGCUUAAUUCACUCAAAGGCCUUAAUUUUUCUCACAACAAGCUAUCCGGUCUUAUUCCACCAUCCUUGGGAAACUUGAGCAACCUUGAAUGGUUAGAUCUCUCAUCAAACGAGCUUUUUGGAAACAUCCCAUUGCAACUAGCUGCAGAUUUGUAUCAACUUCAAAUAUUUAAUCUUUCCGAUAACAAAUUAGAGGGACCAAUACCUCGCGAAAG